AGUGCGGGUGCGGGCGCUAUUUAGAAGUUGAACAAUACGGAGUAUUGAACAUUGCUGCGGGUCAAUAAGGACUGGAGCAUCAAUAGGGAAACACAAGCGCCUAUUCAAGGGCAUAUGUCCGAGGCAAGCCAUAGCGCAAAGGUUAAAUGUCACCACCGUGGCAAGCCAAGGGGUCAUGUCCUGUUCAGAAACGUGUUCUAGGUCCGAUGUUCCAAACAUAAGUCUGUUUCUUGGUCGGAGGGAUAGAGGGUGGGACCGUGAUAGUGGUCAGGCAAGGCGCGGAGUCGAGGAGGUCGAUUUGACCGUUCAUCCAGGGAUCCCUUGCUGCCCAUGCGUAACCGAAACAAAUUCAGGUACGGAUGGCGCCUCCGUCCAAUCACACGGUGACAGUGCGAUGAGAGUGGCUCCAGAUGUUGCAGUGCGUUUCAAAAUAAUUGUCCUUGGUUCUUGUCUCUCGGCCAAAGGAUUGAAUCCCAGAAGUCAUGGUGAAUCAUGAGAUGUGUUCCCGGGUUUCUCUGACUGCUCGCCUAGUUCCCUGAACUUCGACCUGACAUCUCCGGUUCAACCGA
Molecule: messenger RNA, 569 nt
Organism: Eremomyces bilateralis CBS 781.70
Lineage: Eukaryota; Fungi; Ascomycota; Dothideomycetes; Eremomycetales; Eremomycetaceae
Exons: 1
Coding region: 176-496 (106 amino acids)
Source: RefSeq, a predicted model, not a curated record